Saccostrea echinata is the source of this 1826-nucleotide messenger RNA. Its product is annotated as F-box only protein 8-like. The record is from RefSeq and is a predicted model, not a curated record. NCBI's taxonomy places the organism in Eukaryota, Metazoa, Mollusca, Bivalvia, Ostreida, Ostreidae. The transcript has 8 exons. Gene Ontology annotation, molecular function: protein binding; guanyl-nucleotide exchange factor activity. Gene Ontology annotation, biological process: regulation of ARF protein signal transduction. Bases 29 to 1441 code for a protein of 470 amino acids.
AGAGUGAAAAUUCACAGAAGUCUUGACAAUGGAUUCGAUGAAGGAGUCCAUUCCUGUUGUGGUGACAGAUGACGUCGCGGAUGUUUCUGGGGGUAGCAAAUCCUCCAGAAAACAGUCCAUCAAACCCCCAGGGGGAGGAGGUCGCCGAAAGUCCAUCAUGAAAAUGUCCGGGACCACCGCGUUAGCGGGUCGUCGUCUUACUAAAGCUCUUCUAGAUCUCCCAGAGGAACAAAAUAGCAUUGCUUGUAAACCUAAAGUUCGGAUGGAAAAUACUUACAAGAUGACUCCGGAUGAAGACAGCACAUUCGUGCCAUGGAAAGUACGGAACGCCGUCAAAGAGAUUUUAGGUGAACAGCUGUCCAGCGUGUCAUAUGACAAUAAAACUGCCAGUAAAUUAUGUUGUGAUCUUGCCCAACUGAUUCGAAAUAAAGUCAGAAAUAUGGAAUUUCCCCGAUAUAAGAUUAUCUGUAACGUUAUUAUUGGACAGUGCUCGGAGCAGGGUUUGGAGGUGGCCAGUCGAUGUCUCUGGGAUGCUAAGACGGACAAUUACUCCUGUAUUGAGUAUAAAAACCAUUCUCUGUUUGCCAUUGCCAUGGUUCAUGGAGAUAUGGGACAGAUCCUAAGGCGGCAUUUAGAAUCACAAAAUGAAGUUGAAAACAACCAGGUGGUGGCCACAACAUUUCCUAACCUGGCGGAGUUGCCGCCGGAAAUCAGCAUGGCUAUCCUCUCCCAUUUAGAUGCCACUGAUCUGUGUCUAGCUGCCUGUGUCUGGGAUAACUUGGCCAAUGACGAUGUCUUAUGGAUGGGAUUGUGUAAGGCAUCCUGGGGAUAUGCCAGUGUGUAUAAGUACAUAAGACAACCAGUGAAACUGUCUUAUAAGAAACUUUUCCUGUUGUUGGAUGAGGCAUCACUCACAUUUAAUGGCAAUCCAUUUGAGGGAGAGGAAUAUCUUUUCAAAAGAGGCAUUAUGGAAAAUAAUGCAUUAGAAAUGGCAAAAUUUUUACACUUCACAAAUAAAAUAAAGCCUGAUAAAAAGAGAGAAUAUUUAGAUAUGAGGAGAGAUGUAUUAGACCACCUUCUGCAGUUACAGAACUUUCAAAACCAGUUUUUACCUAACGCCCUCCGAAAACUGUUUGGCAACAUCUCUGCUCCAAACAACAGGGGCGAAUAUCUGACAGAUAUAAUUGAUAAAUUCUCUGACAGAUUCUGCCUGUGUAAUCCUAAACUAGGACUAGAUAAAGAUACUGUAUUUGUGUUGUGCUUCUCCCUGAUCAUGCUAUCAGUGGACUUAAGCAGUCCUGCAGUAAAAAACAAAAUGUCCAAGAGAGAAUUCAUCAAGAACACCCGCCGAGCAGCACAGAAUGUUGAUGAUGACCUAGCAGGUGACCUUUAUGACAACGUCUAUCUUAUAGGUCACGUAGCUACAGAGACUGUCAGCUGACCUCAGUUGCCUUGGCGAUUUCAACACGUUGAUUAGUCACUGUUUAAGUUUUUAAUUUUAUAUAUAUACUUAUUAUCCCUUCUAUUAUGCAGGAAUGUUGUACACGUAUCAGAGUCUAUAACAGGAAGUUGUGAAUAUAAAUGUGAUACUUUUCAACAAUAAUGAGGCUUCAGUAUUUAAAUAAACCAGUCAAUUUGAUCUAGGCAUGGACAAAAUAGGAGAAAACUAAAGGAUCAAUUACACUGUGUAUAGCUGAAAGAUUUAUUCUUACAGUCAAGAAAUACUAGAUAUAUAGUAUAUAUACCACCAUUAAAUGAAACUAAGCAGGUAGCUACUAGUGUACAAUGUAUGUUUGUACUAUUAUUAUACCUGAGAGUUUGGGGGG